CGGAAGAGCGCGUUCCCCAGGAGACGGCCCGAGGGGAGGGGGCUCCGCGCCGGCCUGAGGGCGCACUUUGGUCAAAAAGAAGAAAUAAUCACUAACAGCAGCAACACACAGAUUGUCUCUUCCACUCUGGCUAGGCAGGAGCAAUGGAGACUUCUGAUGGAGAAAGUUUGGGCGUAGCCUCCUCCACCACUUCUGAUGAGUUUGAUCUAGUUGUUGGAUAUCUGGAGGAUAUCAUAAUGGAUGAUGAUUUCCAGUUAAUACAGAGGAAUUUUUUGGAGAAGCACUACCAUGAGUUUGAUGACUCAGAAGAAAACAAGCUCAUCUAUACUGACAUUUUUAAUGAAUAUAUCUCUUUAAUAGAGAAAUACAUUGAAGAGAAGUUGCUUGAUCGGAUUCGUGGGUUUGAUAUGGUUGCUUUCACAGUGUCAUUGCARCAACACAAAGAUGAAAUGCCAGGUGAUAUAUUUGAUCUGCUUCUCACAUUUACAGACUUUCUGGCUUUCAAAGAAAUGUUCUUGGAAUACAGAGCGGAAAAAGAAGGUCGAAGUUUGGAUUUAAGCAGUGCAUUAGUGGUGACUUCAUUAAACCAUUAAACAAGUCAUUCUGAAGGGAGUUCUGUUGUAUUUCAAGCCAGGUCUACUCAAAUUUUGGAGSUGAAAGGCAGYGAUUCCCRAGAGACUGAGGGGAC
Molecule: messenger RNA, 688 nt
Organism: Malurus melanocephalus (red-backed fairy wren)
Lineage: Eukaryota; Metazoa; Chordata; Aves; Passeriformes; Maluridae
Gene: ARL2BP
Product: ADP ribosylation factor like GTPase 2 binding protein
Exons: 7
Coding region: 144-593 (149 amino acids)
Biological process (GO): positive regulation of tyrosine phosphorylation of STAT protein; maintenance of protein location in nucleus
Cellular component (GO): mitochondrial intermembrane space
Source: RefSeq, a predicted model, not a curated record